UGGAAAUUCACGAACUAUGGGUGCUCACAAAAGUAUAUAUCUAAUUUUAUUGCUAAAUAAUUACAUAUAUUUCUUUGUAAAUGGUGAUGCGUUUCACAAUAAUGAUAAAGCAUGUAGAGCGCGGAGGGCGAACGAUUCUGUGGUGUGCGUGUGCACUGCGGACUAUUGCGAUGAAAUCACAAGAGAGGUCCCGCAGACUGGACAGUACUUCGCAUACACAUCGUCACAGGGUGGACUUAGAUUCUCGAAAAGCACAGGUUCGUUGCAGAAUUCCAAUUCGGAUAACAGAACAGAUACGAUAUUAGUCCUGGACCCCACCAUACAAUAUCAAAGCAUACAAGGAUUUGGUGGAGGAGUUACAGACACUGUCGGAAUAAACUGGGUCGCGCUGAAAAAUGAAACUUUGCAGCAUUAUCUUAUAAAUUCAUAUUUUGGAGCUACCGGUAUAGAAUACAACAUAAUACGUACGCCAAUUGGUGGCAGCGAUUUUUCUAUUCGUCCGUACACAUUGCAAGACUAUCCUGAAAAUGACGCGUCACUCAGCAAUUUCUCACUAGCCUACGAAGAUUACAAUUAUAAGAUACCCGUAAUAAAGGCGAGUAUAGCUUUGGCGACCGCUCCAGUCCAAAUCAUAGCUUCGUGCUGGUCACCGCCAACCUGGAUGAAGCACGUGCACAACAUAACCGGAACUAGCCAACUCAGGGAUAAAUUUUCUCAGACCUAUGCUGAUUAUCAUUUGAAAUUCCUGGAAAGUUAUGCGCGAGAGAAUUUAACAAUAUGGGCAUUAACAACCACGAACGAGCCGCUCAGUGGGAUCAUGUCAUUGGGCAAAGCUAACAGACUUGGUUGGACUACACAGAAGAUGGGUCGGUGGAUAGCCAAUAACUUCGGCCCGACGAUAAGAAACUCAUCUUUUAGCAAUAUAAAAAUAAUUGCUGGGGAUGAUCAGCGCUUUAGUCUGAUUUUGUGGUAUAAUAUCGUGAUUCAAGAGGUCCCAGAAGCUGACAAGUACAUAGAUGGUUUAGCGGUGCAUUUUUACUUCGACGAACUGUCUCCACCCGAGAUACUUACCAAAGCAACAGAGGAUCAUCCUGAUAAGUUCAUCCUCGCCACGGAGGCUAGUAAUGGCGUAGGUCCAACGAUACCGGCCGUCGUUUUAGGGUCAUGGGAUCGAGCACAGAAGUAUAUUAAGGAUAUUAUAGAGGAUCUCAACUAUAAUGUAGUAGGCUGGGUUGAUUGGAAUAUAGCUUUGGAUGAGCAGGGUGGUCCAACGUAUAUAAAUAACUGCAUUGAUUCUCCUAUCAUCGUGAACGCACAGAGGGGAGAGUUUGUCAAACAGCCCAUGUUCUACGCUCUGGGGCAUUUCUCCAAGUUCUUACCGCGUGGCUCGAGGAGGAUAAAUGUUAGCGCCACUUAUCCUGACUCCACUCCCCUGGAUAACGUCGCUUUUCUUACACCGAGGAACACUAUUGUUGUCGUAGUGUAUAAUGAAGUCGACCAAACUAGGGCAGUGAGAAUUCGUCUGGGCAACCAGGAAGCGUUCCUGUCCAUCGAACCUCAAUCGAUUGCCACCGUGGAGUUUCCUUACUCUCAGGCUUCCUAGAUAAUCGGAACUUUUCCGAUUAUUCAAAUAUUUGUUUCUUAGCAAAUCAAGAUAGUAAAAAUAUUAGUAAAGUUUAAUUUUCAAUCAACUUCAAUAUGAAGGUAGUUCUCAAGUCGGUUGUUUUCCUCGUAACUGCGUUAGUUAUAAACCGAUUUGGAAAAUUAUUUUUUCAUGUAAAUGUAAUUUCCUUACAGAUAUAUUGUAUAACAUAUUCUAUUAA
Messenger RNA from Galleria mellonella (greater wax moth), 1823 nucleotides. Its product is annotated as lysosomal acid glucosylceramidase-like. Bases 17 to 1603 code for a protein of 528 amino acids. The record is from RefSeq and is a predicted model, not a curated record. NCBI's taxonomy places the organism in Eukaryota, Metazoa, Arthropoda, Insecta, Lepidoptera, Pyralidae. Gene Ontology annotation, biological process: glucosylceramide catabolic process. The transcript has 12 exons. Gene Ontology annotation, molecular function: glucosylceramidase activity.